AUGUCAAAGUCUAGAAAGCGUAUUGAAGCCAUUGGAGAGAUCUUUAAGAGUGAGAAGUCUUACAUCCAAGACCUCCUUGUUUGGGAAAAGGAUUUCAGAGUAUGGAUUCUUGGAUACCCGUUGUUUAGUACUCCAAAGAUAAAGUAUGAGAUAUGCGAUAGGAUAUUUAUUAACCUGGAUAGGAUCCAAAGGCUUCACAAGAAGAUCUAUGAGGAUAUGAAGAGGGUAAAUCUUGGUAUAUAUUCCGAAAUAACAGGAGGAAAUGUCCUAAGAAAUACUGAUGAAUACAUAAUUGAUAAAAUUGAUGUUGAGAACCCGGGCCUGCGGAAGUUAGAGUAUGUUUCGAUAUACGAGAGGUAUAUUGAGGAGUUUGACCUGUAUAAUGAGUAUGUAAGAAGGCUUCCCAAGGCUGAAUUUGAACUUGAGAAGCUUGUGCAUCGCUAUCCGGAAUUUGCAAAGGGUGUGGAGAACUUUCUAAAAGGAAAGAAUGCCGCAUUUCUUGGGAUAAAGCACUUUCUGUACAGACCAUCGCAGAAGCUUGCAAGGUAUCCUUUGCUUUUGAAGGCUGUGGUUAAGAAUGAGGAGGGGAAUCUUAAGAAAGAAUAUGAAAGACUGAUUGAGAAGUUCAAGGCAAUAGCUAAGAAUGUAGACAAGGAAUUCAAUAAAUUCGGCACGCAAUUUGCAAUGUACAAGCUAGGGAUAAACUUCAGAUAUAAGCAAAAUGUUAAGAAUCAGUAUUGCUUGGCCUUAUUCCAAAAGAAAAGAAAGCUACUGAAAGAAGGAGAAGCACUGGUAAGAGGUAAUUCAAAGGAAGAUUCGAAGAUGUAUAAGAUAUUUGUUUUUGAUCAUCUCAUCUUGAUAUGCGAUUGCCCAGAAGAUAAAUUCUCAGAGAUAUACAUUAAUGAGGAGCCGAUGUUCAUAUCAAGAAUGGUUGCAGUCAAGGAGAAUGUUGAAUUCUUUCCCGAAGAUCCGUUCUUUGAGAAGCUUUUCCCUCUAUUUCUGUUUGAAAGAGGAGGCAUACGAAUGUGGGGAUUGUAUUUCUAUGAUAAAGGAGAGAGGGAUUUGUACUAUAAUAUAAUUCAAAAGGCGAUACUCAGGAUCAGGUCGAACCUUCGAAAUAGCAUAACCUUCAAGAGGUUGCCUUUUGAAGUGAAUGAGACUGUGAGGUAUGCAUGCCAAGCCAAUGAUAGAACUUGGUAUGAUGAAUCCCUUUCUUCUUCAGAUAGUUUAGAAUACAGUACUGGAACAUUAUCCGAAGAAUCCUCACCGGAUAGCACUGAGUACUCAGAGAUGUUUAAGGAUCAGGACGUGACCAAGCUUAUAAAUAAUUUUCACAGGAUUAGGAAGGACGUCGCCUCAAAGGAAGAGAAACUGGACUCGGAGGAAAGCCAGGAGGGAGAUGAGAAAAGCAAAGAGGUAUCUAGUAGGAAAAGAUCUUUAUGGAAGAGCUUUUUUCCAACAGCAGACUUUUUUGUGAGCAGCAUCAAGAUCCCUCCUCCCUUGGAUAGAAAUGACGAUCCCGAUUAUAUUUCUGCACAGAAGGCCAUGUAUAUUAUAGCAAUAGGAGAUGGAGUUUAUCGAUUAUCUAAUGAACAGGCUGACAAGAUCCUAGACAGGCGAGUUGAAAAAAUAAUUUAUGACUCCGCAUAUGAGAUAAUGUUAUACCAGUCAGGGUCGACUUUGUACGCUUCCCACUUCAAUGUUGAGUCGACAAGCAUCGAAGAGAAUGUUCUAAAGGAUGAUGUUGACGACUUCUUUUAUGGAAUAACAAGACAAGGCCCAUGCAUUGCAUCAACAGAUUCCGGGGACGGGAAAUCUGUUUCGAUAUUUCUCUUUUUGGCAGUAGUAUCCAAUGAUGCAAUCACAAUUGAGCUUUCUCGAAAGCUAUAUAUAGGCCUCCAGGUAUACAAUGUUUUUUUUUGCUCUGAAAAGAUUGUGAUAGGAUGCAAAGACUUCGAGAUUGUUGACAUGGAGACCCUUAGGACGGAGGAACUUCUACAAGUCUACGAUCCGUUUAUCCCUAUCCUCUUCCAUGGACUCAAGAAUAUAACUGCAAGGUCGAUUUUCCCUGUUUCUCCCCAUGAAUUCCUUCUAUGCUUCAACACCAUGGGAUUUGUAGUUGACGAUACUGGGAAGCUUAAGCGGACGGAUAUAAUCUUUCUAUGGAACUGCAAUCCAUUAGGGUUCAAAGUAGUCAAGAACUACGUCAUCUGUCUUGGACGUUACAUCAUAAAUAUAUUUGAUCUAAAAACUGGACUUCUGGUAUUUACAAAAUGCCAAAGCAAACUACGGUUUGUGGAGGGAAGUAUGAGACCAUUGCUGCAUGAUGGAAGGAACUUCUACGAGAUAAUGUUUGGACCUGAGGAUAAUGAGAAAGACACUCCAUGA
Molecule: messenger RNA, 2388 nt
Organism: Encephalitozoon romaleae SJ-2008
Lineage: Eukaryota; Fungi; Microsporidia; Unikaryonidae
Product: Rho/Rac/Cdc42-like GTPases guanine nucleotide exchange factor
Exons: 1
Coding region: 1-2388 (795 amino acids)
Molecular function (GO): guanyl-nucleotide exchange factor activity
Source: RefSeq, a predicted model, not a curated record